Messenger RNA from Sarcophilus harrisii (Tasmanian devil), 983 nucleotides. RefSeq lists its product as uncharacterized. The record is from RefSeq and is a predicted model, not a curated record. Bases 160 to 924 code for a protein of 254 amino acids. The transcript has 2 exons. Lineage: Eukaryota; Metazoa; Chordata; Mammalia; Dasyuromorphia; Dasyuridae.
AGUAUGUUUCAAAAGAAAGCAUAUUCCAGGCAAAGGAAGGGAUUGUAAUUGGGGCAGAGACAACUAUGUGUAAAAAAAGAAAUUAAUCUCAUUAGAUUUUCUGUUUCUCUCAGGUACCACAUAUCUGCAACUUGAAAUAUUGAGAUCUUUGACACCAAAAUGCCAAAUAUAAAUUUUGUAAAGAUUUUUUUCAUGACAAUUUUUAUUGUUGCGAUCCUGAACUCAUUGUCAUUUUACUGGAUGAAAUCAAUGGAGAACCCAUUCCAACAUCAAAAGCCAGCAGAUGUAUGCAGAGGGAAGAUUGCUAGAGCUUCUUCUACUUGGCAAUUUGAUAUCGCAGGAGGAGACAUUGGCUACUAUGGACAAGUGACAGCUCUCAAUGACUGCAUCUAUCGAAACAUGCAUAGAAGUCAGUUUGUGGUGCUGAAUGACAUUGAUGAAAUUCUGCUACCCGCUGGUUUCCCUGAUUGGAAAACAAUGAUGAGAACUAUUGAUGUAGAUCAGGGAAAGUUUGGAGUUUUCAUGUUUGUGAGCUUUCUCUUCCCUAAUACUCUCUAUGCACCUCACCUCAAAUAUAACAUUUCAUCAUGGAUGGUUAUCCCUGGAGUUGAUAUCCUAAAGCAUAUUUACAGGGAAACUUACCAACAGAGAUAUGAUAAACCAAGGAAAUUGAUAGUCAAACCCCAUAGUGUGAUUCAGAUUUCUGUCCACAGGGUCCCAAAGAGUUUCAAUCAUACUUUUCUGGUUAGCCCAUAUGUGGGCUUUAUAUACCAUUGCAGAUAUGCCAGUCCUGAAUAUAUGAUUCAAAAACUUUUCAUUAAGGAUGACAGAAUAUGGAAUUAUGGUGAAUCCUUAAUUAAAAAUGUUAAUGAUGUUUUGAUGAAGGUGUUUUCCCUAGAUAUGGAAGAGGUGCUGCUUUUUUGAUCAUUCUGUGAGUCUAAUCCUAGGGAAGCAAUGCCAAAAUAAAUCCCAUUUGCUUAAAU